CUUGCAGCGUAAUUACAUUUUGCGUCUCAGGUGACCUCUACUGGGGAUUUCACUUUUACAAUAUUGUUGUGGGCCGAUGGUUUGGUGGCCACGGUAAACGAUUGAGCCGUGGCGGCAAGUCAAUAGAGUCCAAAAUGACGGGGCCCGACGUCACGGCUUCCUCUCCGCACGACGUAUGUACGUAGCCGUGCACGAAUGACGCAAUUGGCUUUUUCAAUGUCUUAUCUACAGUGAAUUGAAGUAUGUUGUCAUUGUCAUUCGCCGAGCGAUCGCCGCGCUGCGCACGCGUCGCGCUGUGAGCGGUUUAUUUUUGUUUCACUUCUCUUUUUUACCGUCGUCGAGGACAAAGUGACGGAUUACUCGCUCGUAUUGUGCCAGUGUUUUGAACUUUGCUGUGACAUUGAGCAGUGUUUAAUCAGCCCUGUGAUCAUGCUGGUUUCGGGACUGUUCGUCUUGACUCCUGAUAUAUCUUUCAGGAUGACGCCGCAGGAGGAGCGAGACGCCCGCGGCGCGGGGCUGGCCGGCUGCGCGCUGGCCGACGCGCUGGAGGACGACAUGUUUGGCCCGCCGCGCACUGAACCCGCCGCUCGCCCCAAGCUCUCCAUGAUCUCCGCCCGGCUGCGCGCUAAUGAGGAGCGUAAGCGCGUCAUCGAGAUCUGCUCUCAAAAACUAGAGAAUAUCGAGGACCCCGCGCGUGACCUGCGCCGGUCCGUGUGCAUAAACAACACCUACUGCAGGCUGAGCGAGGAAGCUCGCCGCGAGAAGGAAGCGCGCAGACGCCGCGCGCGGGAGGAAUGUGACGACUCCUGGGUCGGCAAGAAGGCGCGAAGGGCCGUCGAGGACGAGUGCUUAGCCCUGCUCGACGCCAUCCCAGAGCUCGGCGACGCAAACCUCGGCUGCGCGCAGCUGGCGCGCCAGCUCCCCCGCCAGGACGCGCUGCUGCCCCCCAGCCUGCUGACGGUGCUCGACUCGUGACCGCGCAGGCCGGCGCACCUCACCCCGCUGUGAAGCGAGCGCGAGUGAGCGCUCGUGUGACCCCGAAUGCGCCCGAGUCGCUGACCGCGUUACCGGACACUGUUCGGAAACAAAUGUGUCAGAAGAGCCUGCGCGGCCCGGUAUGCGCGGCGGCUCGAGGCGGGACAGUGUGUUAUCAUGGACGUUACCCCGGACUGACGUUUAGCCAAUUCUUUGUUAUUAAGGAGUACUUACUUUGUUAGCGUGUUUUUUACUAUUUAGUGAAAGUUGCUCAGGCGCUACCGACGGGCGCGGUCCAAUUAGUGUUCAACGAUUUAUUUUAUAUUAUCGCACAGUUGAAGUGUUUGGUUGGCUAUGACGUCGCGUCGUGUCGUGGGACUCGGCGAGUUAAUGAUUCACAUUGGAGAAUAGUUCUAAGCGAUUAUAAUGUUACAUUAUUGUACUAUACAUAAUUUAAAGAUAGUGAUUAAGAGAUAGUGCAAAAUGACUGGGAACGGCUGUGCCGAUGCGCUAACGUAUUAUUUUUAUUUGAAUAAGUUUAGUACGGGAAGUUCGGUGCGAACUAACCGAAACACAGACAGUUUCUAAACAUCCGAUCACUUGGAAAGUAAAAGUGCAUUGCGCUGCACAUAGCGUUUACAACGCGAGGCGCUCUACCGCGAGUUACGUUAGGCGCGAAGAAAAAACACCUUCAAUGGUCUUAUAGUCGAUCUACGCGAUAUCUGUGAACUAGUCGACAACACUCGACGGCCGCGCCGCGGUAUGCGCGGCACGAUUUUGUCACGUACCACUUUCCUAGCUGUACUCUUCCUAGUGACGGAAAAAUUGAGUUGAGUUGUUCUGUCUAUUAUAUUUUAAAGCUGUUACCGUCUUAUAAUGAUUAUAUUUUGUUACCAAUGUGUUUGCUGUUUGUUGCAAAAUGUUACUCAAUAUUAAUUUAUUGUAUUAUGCGUAGAAAAGACUAAAA
Messenger RNA from Cydia splendana, 1942 nucleotides. RefSeq lists its product as uncharacterized. NCBI's taxonomy places the organism in Eukaryota, Metazoa, Arthropoda, Insecta, Lepidoptera, Tortricidae. The record is from RefSeq and is a predicted model, not a curated record. The coding region runs from base 430 to 975 and encodes 181 amino acids. The transcript has 2 exons.